Molecule: messenger RNA, 1908 nt
Organism: Impatiens glandulifera
Lineage: Eukaryota; Viridiplantae; Streptophyta; Magnoliopsida; Ericales; Balsaminaceae
Exons: 7
Coding region: 103-1773 (556 amino acids)
Biological process (GO): maturation of LSU-rRNA; maturation of 5.8S rRNA
Cellular component (GO): Las1 complex; preribosome, large subunit precursor
Molecular function (GO): endonuclease activity
Source: RefSeq, a predicted model, not a curated record
UAAGAUCAUCAUCGGCGGCGGCGGCGGCGGCGGCAACCAGCACUUGAAGCUCUUCUUCUACGGUCAGUCAUCUGAAAGACUCUUUCUUUAUUUCUUUCUCCAAUGGAGACGGCAAUAGUUGGUUUUGAAAACCCUUCGAACGACGUCGCCUGGGAGAAAAGUUGCAGCUACAAACUAGUGCCCUGGAUUAGUUGGGAAGAAUGGAACUCAGUCAGAGAAUCCCUCUUCUCCUCUUCUCAUCCCUCUAUUAUAUUCGCUCUCCAAAGAAUAUCAGUAUGGCGGAGCAGGGGAUGUCUUCCUGUUGUCAUCGAAGUCACUGCUUCUAUUAUUGAGAUUCAGCAAAAAGACCCUUUUUUCAGAUCUGACUUGGGUGAUCAAAGUGUGGUGGAUUCAGAUGACAUUCUGGCUAUGCUUUACUGUAUGGCAAUUUUGAGGCUUGUCAAUGGUGUUGUAGAGAAGACACGCAUUAGGUCACAGUUUUCAAUUGCUCAGGCAGCUGGUGAAAUUGGUCUUCCUCGUACCUUAAUUGACAUUCGUCACGAGGGCUCUCACCGUGAUCUUCCUUCAUUGAAUCGGCUUCGACCUGCCUCAGUUGAGGCUCUUGACUGGUUGAUAUCUUAUUAUUGGGAACCUCAAAGGAGUGCAAUUCCACUUCAAAGCAAUGGGAAAGAGCUAAUAAAAGAAAUCAAAUCUACAUUUAUGGAAUUGGAUCUUUGUCUGAAUAGCACCACCAAGAAAAUCAAGGGCAAUUGUUCCAAGAAGCAUACGAAGAAGAAGGUUAUGAAGAAGCUUGUUUUGUUGAAUGAAAUGUGCUCUUCAGAAGUAAUAUCUGUCUUAUUAAAGAUUUUUCCAAGAGGACCAAACCAGAAUGAUGAGUCAAACUGUGUGUUUGAUCGUUGGACGCUUAUGCUAUCAAAGUUAUCAAAGAAAGAACCACAAUUGCUCUUGAGACUUCUCAAUGCAGUUCUGGAGAUGAUCAAAACUCAACAGGAUCAAUCAUCUGAACAUCUACCUAGUCUAUUCGAGUGGCUUGUCGGGAUUCUCAAAGGACUAAAGCCGUCUCUCAAAAAAGACACAAAUGUUCCUUCAACGAACCUGCAUGAUGCAACCUUGAUACAACUUCUUCGAAAAUGCCUUCUUUUAUCCUCCACAAAAACCUGUCUGAGGGAUUCCUCUAUAGUUCUUGCGAAAAUGGUUCGAGGUCACAGCUCCUUGGUGAAGAGUCUGAAUAAACUCUUCUCAUUAGGAAAUUCACUUCACGGUACAGAUGAAGAACAAGAACGCCCCUUCAAUCUGGAACAGGAAGAAGCUUCCAUUCAGCAGGCAGAUGAGAAGCUAGACUCCCUCAAACGACAUUUCAUAAAGAGUGGAAAGUUCGCAAAGACAGUUGCCAUUUCGAGUAAAAAGAAAUGGGUGGUGAAUAAUUCGUGGAAUUCGUGUCCAAUUGGCUUGUUGCCUGAUGAGAUAGGCUCCUCCGGUCAUCUUCCUGAUCUGGAAUGGGUCAAUAGUGAAGUAUCAGAUCCAAAGGAUUCGGAAAAAAGUGAAGAAGUGGAGCAAAUGACAUUAUUACCCCCGACUAGUACUAAGAGAUCUCCAGACCGGGACUCGGACCAUUUCAACUGCCCCGAUGCCAAGAAGAUGAGGAUGAUCGAAUCACCAACCCAUGUGCAUCAUGACUAUAAAAUUGGACGGAUGGUAAUUGAUGGUGUUUGGGAAGGAGUUGGUGACCAAGAUUUGCACACCAUUGUGUCAGAUGUUGGAAUUUUUGUUUGACGAUUUUUAAUAGCUUGGAGAAAACUACUUUAUAAUUAUUUAUAUUUCAAAGUUUAUUCAUCUUAUAACUAUAGUAGAAGUUGAAUUGUUGUAAGAAUAUUUAGUUGGAUUUUCAAAUUCAUUUGAUUAGUACAA